AUGACCGUUUCAAGCAUGGGCUUGGCCUGGGCCAUGCCUGUCAAGCCAAACGAGCUCGUCGCGCAGCUGGAGAAAUACGAAGCGGCUCUUCCAAUCAUCCACACACUUCGUCUCUGCCAUCGUUUUGGCAAGGGUGACAACGUCCACGUCAUGAAGCUUCCCGUGGAGGUGGAGCAGCUCAUCGAAGACCUUGUCCUCAACUCGGCCGUAAUCCCCGAUUAUGCACACGGACCUGAUCGCAUGAUCGUCCACUUCGAAAACAGAUGCACUCCCAGCACCCAUGCGAACCAUACUUAUGCCGACGUGUUCGACGCUGUGAUUGAUGAUAUGGCUGACGACCUGUGUGACACCUGCCAAGCCUCUGAGGAGAGCUUAUUCAGCCCGAACUGCAUUGAGGGAUGCGAAAAGAUGGUUGAUGAUGAGAUCAAUGCAGAGCUUAGCGAAGGUGACGAGUUCUUCGAUAUCUGUGAGCAGAAGCGAGCGAAUUGGUGGCAGUUGAUCAACCAAAAACCUGGUGGCGGUUUCAUUCUCCUCAAGCAUUUCGGUUUAAAGGCACAUUUUGCAACGACGCGCGCAACGGACGGGAACGAAGACAAGUGGCCCGAGAAUCCAAAUCAGUGCUGGCAUUCAACCCGACCCGUGCAAACAACGACCUGCUACCUCACCUUGCCCCGCCGUUCGUCGGACGAAAGCAAGUACAGCGCCGUGGAAUUCGAAGAAGGCGACGAGUUCCCGUGCAUCGAGGUAGGGGAGGCCUGGUUUGUCGACCUUCCCACUUUGGAGCAGCGAGAGAAGCAUGUCCGACAGUUCAAGCUCGUCCGUCGUCAACUGCGACUCAAGCCGUCCAUCCAUCCCAGUCAAUUGGCGAAACGAAUCUCUGCCGAAGUGGAUGCUAAGGAUUCCGGGGAGGCUACAACCAAACACGGUAAGAAGAAUAAAUCCACCAACGGAACCGAGGGUGAGGCUCCGACGAAAGGGACGGGCAUGUUAGGUAAGUCGCCUGCAUCGACUGACGUAUGGUUGUCGACAUACUGA
Molecule: messenger RNA, 1035 nt
Organism: Neohortaea acidophila
Lineage: Eukaryota; Fungi; Ascomycota; Dothideomycetes; Mycosphaerellales; Teratosphaeriaceae
Exons: 2
Coding region: 1-1035 (344 amino acids)
Source: RefSeq, a predicted model, not a curated record